Bufo gargarizans (Asiatic toad) is the source of this 1732-nucleotide messenger RNA. Its product is annotated as beta-1,4-galactosyltransferase galt-1-like. Bases 1 to 1398 code for a protein of 465 amino acids. The record is from RefSeq and is a predicted model, not a curated record. The transcript has 3 exons. Lineage: Eukaryota; Metazoa; Chordata; Amphibia; Anura; Bufonidae.
AUGUGGUCCCUGAAAGAGAAGGAAAUCACAAGAGCAGCCCCCAUCCAUUCACCUCUAGAGAGUUCUGAAAAUAGGCUAACACUGGCCCGACUAUUUCUGAUGUCCACCAUUCUUAAUAUUUUUGGCCAUUCGUCCACAGUCACUAUGAAGCUGUGUUUUGCGAUCUUGAUACUGAACAUCAUUUUCCUUAUUUAUUAUUAUCAUGCUUUACCUAAAGAAAGAGCCGGAGGAAAAGGCCCGGACAUUUCCAGGGACACAAUCACCCCUCUAGAGAACAAUAAGACCUUCAUCAUAGCAGCUUAUUAUGAUGGCAGAGAGUCCAGCCAAGUGCGUGUGUUGACCAUUAUCCACGAUGAAGAUGUGAAAGAGCUAUAUUGUUGGUUUUACUGUAUGAAUAACCCUGGAUAUGUUUCCGUAAAAGCAACCAUAGAGAUCCACUCCCAAUGGUUUGGGUUUCCUUAUGGGCCAGCAGAUGUGGUCUGCCCUGAACCUCUGAACUGCUCUUCUCAGCACAUCUCCAUCCAUUGGUCCAAAAUAAGAAACACAAAUAAUGUUCCUGUGUUUGAGAUAAAGAACCGCAGUCCCCAGCCUUUCUCUGCAAACUUCACAGUGUGUAUCUCUACCAUGUUCGGAAACCAGGACAACAUAUUGCAGCUUAUCCAGGCCAUAGAGAUGUAUCGUCUUCUAGGAGCCCAGAAGGUGGUCAUCUACAAGAAUGGCUGCAGUAAGGCCAUGGGGCGAGUCCUUAAUUACUAUGUCUCAGAAGGAUUUCUAGAGAUUGUACCUUGGCCAAUAGACAAAUUUUUAAGAACAUCUGUUGCCUGGCAUCAAAGUAUGAACCCUAAAAGCCAAAUUGGUUAUUACGGGCAGCUCUCAGCACUGAAUGAUUGUAUGUACAGAAACAUGUACAAAAGUCGAUAUGUCACCCUCAAUGAUAUGGACGAAAUCAUUCUGCCGAGACAUAACAAAACUUGGAAUGAAAUGAUGGAGACGUUGGAGAAAACCUAUCCAGAUACGGCUGUAUACCUGGUAAAUAACUAUUACUACCCAAAGAACAUCACUGUGCCUAAUUUUCAGAUGGCUUUUCCCAAAAAUGUACCAGGAACCAACAUUCUUCAGCUGAUAUACUAUGAGCCAGAAAUUCCAAAUAGCUUCAACAACCAUAAGAUGAUAAUCAACCCGCGAGAAGUCAUUCAGGUGUCAGUUCACUGUGCAUUAAGAGUUCAUAAGAAAAGUGUUCAUGUUCCCGAUAAUAUCGUAAGACUUCACCACGGCCGGUCACCAAUGCAGCCAAAUCUCCCAAAGACAUCUCUCAUAAAAGACACGACCAUAUGGAAAUACAAUUCUACUCUUAUUACAAAUGUUAACAAGGUUUUAAGACAACUGAACUAUCACUGAAAUCCAGGUUCUCCAUACUGUAUGUAGAUACUCACCUGUCAGGAGAUACAUAUAGCCAAAAAUCAAGAAUUCAUACGAUCGUUGUAAAGAGUUAAAGGAACACUAAACACUAAGCACUUUCUGUGAGUCCCUGAAGCAAGCAGUCAAAUAGAAAUCUUUGUGUAGAACAAAAGGGUUAAUCUAAUGAUGAUCUGCUCCAUCUUCAGCUGGAGACGGACCAAGCCAAAUAGAAUUGGCUUAGUGAUCUUCUUGUCCUAGUGCAGAUAGGGCACAGCAGGGAGGCUCCUGCUCCAGCCAGCUUCUCACAGUCCUGUGAGGAGGAGGAGGAGGAGGA